GAUCUGUUAUAUACAUCAUCCCAUAAACAGAACAGCACAUACCACAGCCUUUUAUAUAGCAAUCAUGGUGCACUGGCUGGCAUGAGAAAUAGCCCAAUGGGUCCACUGACAGGAAUCAAUUCCAGACAGACCUUGCAUCAGACUGAGUGAGUGAAAUUGUAGACUUUGAGAACCUCAGUUUUGUCACUGAUUAAUCAAUGGAGUGACACACAUCAUAAAAAAAUAGAUUGAAUUUUGGACAGCACAAUGAAUCAACUUUGCCAGGUACCCCGAAGGAGUUGGCAGUGUCUUAACCCAGUUGUGUUUAGAAGUGCCACAGAGCAGGCUACUUGUGGUGACAGCAUGGCACAUUCUGCUUGUAGAAGAUGUUGUAUUCUUCGAAAUUUGUCAUCUGCUUCACACCCUCCCUGUGCCUUUUCUGGACACCAACGUAACUUAAAGAUCUUUUCAUUGCCGAAGACGAACAAUCUUGUCCGGGAAUUCAGAGCAUUUUCAACUCUCUUGAGGAGAUCGGGAUUCCGCAGCCAAGACGACCUGGCUAAACUCUUUGGUUUUCGUCAGGUGCGAUUAUUUAGCACCAGUGAUUGUCGCUAUAACAAUGAAGAAGACAAGAGCCAGGAGGACAAAGAAAAGGAGCCUGUGAAUCCAAGAUCAAUAUUUUUUGGGUUGCUGUUUAUGAUUGUGUGUGGAUACCUGCUGUAUGCAGAUGCCCCUCUGAAAACAGAUGAUCAGUCCGGGCUCUACAGAUUCAUAUCCUGGAAUGAAUUCUAUUAUGAAUUACUGGCCAAAGGGGAGGUUGAUCAAAUUACAGUCCGUCCUGAAAUAGAAAUGGCCAUAAUUCAUCUUCACGAGGAUGCUGUUAUUAGAGGAAAGAGGGCUGAAUUUUCCUACUACACGAUGAAAAUUCCUGAUCCUUAUCGUUUUGAGGAAAAGCUUCGAAAAGCUGAAGCAGAUCUCCAUAUAAAACCUGAGGAUGGAGUCCCUCUCAUAUACCACAGACAAAACAACUGGGGUGGUGUCAUAGCUUUGGCCCUUUUUGGACUUGCUAUCUAUUUCCUGAUCAAGAGUGCCCCUAAAGGAUCGCUUGGAGUUUCUUCAGACAUGUUUGCGAGUGAAAGGAAGGCGAAGUUUGUCCGUGUGGACAUCAUGUCCCUACAAGGCAAGGGAAUCAGCUUUAAGGAGGUGGCUGGACUCAAGGAGGCAAAGAUAGAGAUCAUGGAGUUUGUCGACUAUCUCAAGACUCCUCAGAGGUUUCAGGAACUUGGUGCAAAAAUUCCUCAUGGUGCACUGUUGCUAGGUCCACCAGGGUGUGGCAAGACUCUGCUUGCCAGGGCUGUUGCUACGGAGGCUCGUGUUCCCUUUUUAGCCAUGGCCGGGUCAGAGUUUGUUGAAAUGCUUGGAGGCCUGGGAGCAGCAAGAGUGCGAGAUUUGUUCAAGGAGGCUAAGAAAAGAGCUCCCUGCAUUGUUUAUGUUGAUGAGAUUGAUGCCAUUGGUCGAAGGAGAAGUGGAGGUGGUGCAGGAUCCAAUGCUGAGGAGGAACAUACCCUGAACCAGCUGCUGGUGGAAAUGGAUGGCAUGGGAACGAUGGACGGAGUCAUCAUGUUGGCAUCCACCAAUCGGGCAGACGUCUUGGAUAAGGCUCUUCUUCGUCCUGGUCGAUUUGACCGUCACAUCAUGAUUGACUUGCCGACACUGAUCGAGCGGCGUGAAACAUUUGAGAUGUACCUCAAGAAGCUUAAGUUGGAGAAGGAUCCGUGGGUGUACGUACCGAAGUUAGCUCAGCUCACGCCAGGAAUGAGUGGUGCUGACAUUGCCAACAUAUGUAAUGAAGCUGCCAUUCAUGCUGCUCGAUUUCAGAAGAAAUUUAUCACUGGAGCUGACUUCGACUACGCGGUAGAGAGAGUUGUCGCAGGUGUGGAGAAGAAGACGCGACUGUUGUCACCUGCCGAAAAGAAGAUUGUUGCGUACCACGAGUCGGGACAUGCGUUGGUUGGCUGGUUGUUGAAGUACACAGACGCCUUGCUCAGGAUCUCCAUUGUACCACGGACAAACAGUGCACUCGGGUUUUCCCAGUACAUGCCUUCGGACCAGAAAUUGUACUCAACCGAAGAGCUCUUUGAGAGAAUGUGUAUGGCGCUCGGUGGCCGGGUAGCAGAGGCUGUCGUGUUCAACAAAGUCACCACAGGUGCUCAAGACGACCUUGAGAAGGUCACCAAGAUGGCGCUGGAUCAGGUGCGAUCGUACGGGAUGAACGAGAAGGUUGGACACUUAUCGUUUCCAGCCAGAUCGUCGGAAACUCUCGGCACUAAACCAUACAGCAAGGUUUUAGCUGCUACCAUUGAUGAGGAGGCAAGGCGAUUGGUGGGCAAAGCUUAUAGGUGCACAGAAAAGAUUCUAAAAGACAACAAAGAUAAGUUAGAUAAACUUGCGUUAUCACUGCUCAGUAAUGAAGUCCUAACGUACGACGAUGUACAGAAGCUGAUCGGUCCACCACCACAUGGAAAGAAGAAAACAAUGGAGCCACAUGGAUGGGAGGGAAUUAUGCCAUCCACCAAUGAUAAAUCAUGACACUGUUGGCUAAGAAGAUGUGCAGUAAAGAGAAUGCUAUCUAAAUAAUGUCUGAUGAUUGGUUGCAAUGAAACCAGUGACUUUUUGAAAAAAAUGUGAAUUAAGUUUACCCUUCAGUGUAUUGGUUAUUGUCUACUUUCAAUAAACUGUUUAGGUUUUGUUUUUUAUUUUGCUUAACAAGUUGUAUUCUGCAACAUUUUAAUAUCUACUAAUGCAAUACAGUAGUUUACAAUAACUGUCGAACCAAUUUGGUUUUUGGAAAAUCAUGUUGCCAUUUUAUGUGCAUGUUGUAAUUUGAAAAACAUUAAACAAAUGAAGAGGUGUUCCUGGACUAAAUUAUUGUGGGUUCGUUAAAAAUAAGAAGUAAAUAUAAUGUGGUGUUUUGUAUUACAUGCUACUGUAAAUAAAUAACUGUGUCAAACUAUAAA
Molecule: messenger RNA, 2996 nt
Organism: Gigantopelta aegis
Lineage: Eukaryota; Metazoa; Mollusca; Gastropoda; Neomphalida; Peltospiridae
Product: paraplegin-like
Exons: 20
Coding region: 247-2568 (773 amino acids)
Biological process (GO): mitochondrial protein processing; protein-containing complex assembly
Cellular component (GO): m-AAA complex; membrane
Molecular function (GO): ATP binding; ATP-dependent peptidase activity; ATP hydrolysis activity
Source: RefSeq, a predicted model, not a curated record